This is a messenger RNA of Notechis scutatus (mainland tiger snake), 318 nucleotides long. Lineage: Eukaryota; Metazoa; Chordata; Lepidosauria; Squamata; Elapidae. The record is from RefSeq and is a predicted model, not a curated record.
AUGCCGUUGGUGAAGCGCAAUAUCGAGCCCCGCCAUCUUUGCCGGGGGGCCCUUCCUGAUGGGGUGACCAGCGAGUUGGAGUGUGUGACCAACAGCACUUUGGCUGCCAUCAUUAAACAGUUGGGAAGCCUCAGCAGACAUGCUGAAGAUAUUUUUGGAGAACUCUUCAACGAAGCCAACAGCUUUUAUUUGCGGAUGAACUCCUUGCAGGAACGGGUGGAUCUUUUGGUGAUCAAGGUCACUCAGCUGGACUCCACCGUAGAAGAAGCCUUUGAGCUGUUGAUCCGGUCUUCUGUUUGCCUGGUGUUGAUUUUGUAG